AUGACGUCAGCAGACUUUCAGCCCAUCCAUCCGCAGCCCAGCCCAGUACAUCAGCAGCAGCAGCUUUAUACCUCUGAACCAGUUCCCAUUAUAAGACAGGAGCACAUCCAAAACCCCGAUGGAUCUUAUAAAUGGAGCUAUGAAACUGGCAAUGGUAUAACUGCGGAAGAGCUUGGCUUCGUGAAAAACCUCGGAGUACCUGACCAAGAGGCACAGACUGCUCAAGGACAGUACCAGUACACCGCACCAGAUGGACAGAUAAUUCAGCUGCAAUAUGUUGCUGAUGAAAAUGGCUUCCAACCACAAGGAGCUCAUAUUCCCACUCCACCGCCAAUCCCACAGGAUAUUCAGAAAGCUCUAGACUACUUAGCUACAUUACCGCCUCAGAAUCCCGACAAUAGGGUCCUUGGUCGCCAGUAA
Parnassius apollo (apollo) is the source of this 420-nucleotide messenger RNA. The record is from the annotation of a GenBank genome assembly. NCBI's taxonomy places the organism in Eukaryota, Metazoa, Arthropoda, Insecta, Lepidoptera, Papilionidae.